GGGCUUCCUUUUAAUUUAGUUUUUCCUCCCCCCUUUUCCCCCCACCCCCAACCUUCCCCCUUACCUCCCCCACCCCCCUUUAUCACCACCCCCCUUUUAAAUAAGAGGGUGAAGGGGAACCAGAGCGCACAAGGGAACUGACUCAGGAGGCAGAGAAGAUGGGCAUCCUCAGCGUAGACUUGCUGAUCACACUGCAAAUUCUGCCAGUUUUUUUCUCCAACUGCCUCUUCCUGGCGCUCUAUGACUCGGUCAUUCUGCUCAAGCACGUGGUGCUGCUGCUGAGCCGCUCCAAGUCCACUCGCGGAGAGUGGCGGCGCAUGCUGACCUCAGAGGGACUGCGCUGCGUCUGGAAGAGCUUCCUCCUCGAUGCCUACAAACAGGUGAAAUUGGGUGAGGAUGCCCCCAAUUCCAGUGUGGUGCGUGUCUCCGGUGCAGAAGGAGGUGACAACAGUGGCAAUGGUACCCAGGAGAAGAUAGCUGAGGGAGCCACAUGUCACCUUCUUGACUUUGCCAGCCCUGAGCGCCCACUGGUGGUCAACUUUGGCUCAGCUACUUGACCUCCUUUCACGAGCCAGCUGCCAGCCUUCUGCAAACUGGUGGAAGAGUUCUCCUCCGUGGCUGACUUCCUGCUGGUCUACAUUGAUGAGGCUCAUCCAUCAGAUGGCUGGGCGAUACCUGGGGACUCCUCUUGGUCUUUCGAGGUGAAGAAACACCAGAGCCAGGAAGAUCGAUGUGCAGCAGCCCAGAAGCUUCUGGAGCGUUUCUCCUUGCCGCCCCAGUGCCGAGUUGUGGCUGACCGCAUGGACAAUAACGCCAACGUAGCUUACGGGGUAGCCUUUGAACGUGUGUGCAUCGUGCAGAGACAGAAAAUUGCUUAUCUGGGAGGAAAGGGCCCCUUCUCCUACAAUCUUCAAGAAGUCCGGCAUUGGCUGGAGAAGAAUUUCAGCAAGAGAUGAAAGAAAACUAGAUUAGCUGGUUAAAGGUAUGAUUGUAAGAGCUUAUUGUUUUUAAAAAGUAUAUAAAGGCAAGGACAUUAAGAACUGGAUCCGUAUUUCAACAGAGUCCCAUUGCCUUACCGAAAGACAGGAGUUUGCCUUUCAGAAGAACAUGAAUCUCUAACAGCUUCAUACUUUCUUCACUACUCAAAUGGCACUGGGCUAAGUAGUAGCCCUAUCACUUCUCUUGUGAGUGAAAAGCCUUAUGUGAAAAGAUCCCAAGACGGAGAGGAAGAAACCCUGAUUCAGCAUGUGUUCAUUCUGCAUUGGGAAGGAACUGAUACAGGUGAUGCAUGCUUUGAGACCAGAAGAAAGACUUACGUGAAUAACUACUACAUUAGGAAGCUACUGUUUACGUUAAGAUAAAGGGUAUUGCCUUUGCUCUGUUUUGCAUGGAUGAAGCCUAAUUGGAAAUUCCCCAAAUAUUAUAACAAGUCCUUGAACCCAGGCCAUGUGGCUAGACAUUGGUGUUAGGGUUAGACUUUAGAGUCGUUUCUGAUGUUCCAGCUUUUAGUCAUGUAGUACUCUCAGUCUUCAUAGCCCAGAACUUACAGGUAUGUUUGUAGAUACCAAGAAUAAUCCCUCAAUCUAGGAGGUUAGAAUGAUCAUCUGAAAUGUGAGGAUUACUUCCUAGGCAGGUGGAGAGAGUGCUAGGAAAGAAAUCAAAUUGACAAGCUAGGAAAGAGGAGGCAGAAACAUUUGGAAAAUUCACAGAGUUUCACCUUGAAGCUGUAGAGAGUAGAACUCAUUUGUUAGCCACAGAAACACAGAAACACACGCAAGUCCUGAAAAAGACACAGCAGCUCCACUAAAGGUGGCAUAGAGAGUACACAUAUAAAAACAAUAUAUUUGUCAUAUGUUCCUAGAUAGAAGGAGAAAGGGAGUAUUGAAAGGAAAAAUAUUCUUAAGUAUUUGUAGUUGUGAGAGGUUUCUGUUGGAAAUAAUUACUUUUGAAACAUGUAUGUGGUAUGUAUAUUUUCAGUGGGUUAAUUACACCCCAUGAUACCUGUUAAAGGAAAACCAGUGGAUCUGCUGGUGCUGGUCUUUUCCUCUCCAUUCCUGCAGUUAUUAUGUGGCCAAGUCAGUCCUAAUCUCAGUCUCUAUAGCAGUGUUCUCUCUGAAUGCUGUGCUGAAGAAAUUAUACGUACAUGCAUACAUACAAAUGUACAUAUAUUCUCAGCUGCUGUGGGAGGUAGGUACCAUGGCCAUUCAGCACAGUCUUGACUUCCUCCCAAAGCAGGUGAACUGUAAUGAAGGAUAGGUGUAAGCAAACAAACUUACGUCCAUUGCAAAAUAGAAGAAGAGGAAUUUAUAGAGAAUUCCAAUCAAUAAUUUUGGAAGCUUUGUUAUAAGGCAACCCCCGGUAUCAUGGAAUUUUCACUGAUGUUUGAAUUUGGACAUGGAUCUUCCUUUUUUCCAAUAGUUGAAUUUUAGUAAUCUAAAGUCCUUAUAGUAUAUGAUUAUAAUGCUAUUUUAAUAUAUAUAAAAUAGUUUUUUCUUUUUAAAAUAGAUACUAUAGUUUUACCCAUCAGUAAUAUUCAAAGAUCAUAGCCCCCAAAAGAAUAGAUGAACCAAUUUUGUAUCAUAAUUUUUUUGAUAAAUAUAAGACUAUUAUAAAAUCAUAGUAUAUGAUUGUAUUUAAAGGUACAAUCAAAGGACCUUUUGUUCAUUCCAUUAAUAACUGAAUAAAAAUAAAUUAAUAGAAAAAACUAAAGUUGAAAAUACAUUCUUAAACUAGUUGUCUGAAAUGAGAAAAGAAUGGGAACUAGGUGUGCAAGAAUCAAAAGUAUUAUUUUAAAAUGGGAGCAACAUAUCAGUCAUCACUAGCUGGUAUGUUGUGUAAAUAUUACAGCUCCAUUGUGACAGAUUUUUUUUUAUGGCAACAUCAGCUUUCUAAUGUUUUAAAUUCUAUAAAAAACACCCACAAAGAAACAAGGCAAAUUUCAAAAAUGUGAUGUUUUCUAAUGAAUUGCUGAAAAAUCAUAUCGAGAAUAAUUAUUUCAGAUUCCUCGGUUGUUAACCUCUACAUUCAAGGCUUAUCUCUGCCCUCAUUGACUUUUUUUAUCUUCAGAAUGGUGUUGAGAUUUCCAUGGGACCCUAAAGCAGUAAAAUAAAAAAUCUGGUUGCAGCACAGUCACACUGUUGUCCUUAAACUUCCCCUUUAUUCUAUUUGUACGAUAAUGUAACAGUAUGUCAGAUAAGCCGGUGGGGGGAUGAGAUUUGGCUAAGGCAGUGCUAGUCGACUGGGGAAAAGGAUGAUGGAAAAAUCACCCAGUUGUGCUAUAUUUUUAAAGAAAGAGGUCGUUUAUGUGUAGACCUGUUCUCCCUGAGGAUAGCCCAAUGGAGGAAUGAAGCAGAGGAAGGAAACAUAGAAAGACCUAGGCUGUCAGGGAGGAAGAUGCUCAAUAGAAUAUGUAAGAAUUUCUGGAAGAAAGGCUGUGGAAGGGCCAAUGGAGAAAAUGAAUGGAUAAAGCUCAGGAAUCCUACAUUAUGUAGAAUGUCUUGGUGUUAUCAGGGUAAAGCCCAUGAUUAUGUAACCUAUUUAUCUCUACAUACAUUUUUAUGAUUUCUUGUGAUGCAUUCUUUUAUGAAAUUAACAAGAACUCAUUAUUUGAGGUAGAGGAAAAUCAAUGCUUUAGCUGAUAUGCUGAGAAAUUAUUAGAUUGCCAGUACUCACGGGCCUAUCCUGUGUUUUAUAAGGUAUGUGUUCCUUUGAAGAAUUGUAAUUCUUAUUCUCACAGGGAAAAGUGUAUCUAUUAAUAUAUCAUAGCAUAAAUCUAUGAUAUAUUUAUAUCCUAUAUAAAAGUCUGAGUUGUCUUUCUUAGUCCCUGAUCAUGUUUCUCCCAUAGGCUAUGUUUACAUGGAGCUAUCAGUUCAGCCUUUUAAGCUGCAUUAACUAGUCUAUUAUUAAAAUAGUUUCCAAGAAAUUUUAAAUAUUAUCAUAGCAUCUGGUUUUAUUCAAACCUUAUUGUUUGAAUGACUUAUGUCUUGGAACUAUUAAAAACUGACUUUAUUUAUUGUUUAGUGAAAAUACUAGUGGGAUCAACAAUGACUUUCUUGAAUGGGCAUGAAUGGAAAUGCUUGCUCAGUAAUUUAGAAGUGUUUCAUACAGUUAUUAAAAUGUAACUGACCUCCUUAGAUGUAGAUUAGUAACUGUUCCUGCUUUGGAAAGCUAAGAGACAGCCACUUAACUUACAUGACUUUCUAUUUUCAUGUUUGGUCUCUGGUCCUGUGUCUUCAACUCAUUUAUAGAAGUCUCCCUGAUUUUUGGUAAUAUCAACUUCCCAGUGGUCUAUCUAGUUAAAUUAUUCUCCCAUUAACCAGGAAGUGCUUAUCCUUUCAUCAAGGUGGGAAGAAUAGCCUAUUUUCUUUCAUUUUGCCUGAGUGUAUGUUACUAUUUGGGUUCUUAAGUAAAAAUUAUGACAUAUGGUGAGGUCACAUGAUGGUGCUACCUUAUUAGAGGGCAGGUUAAAGACAAUAUGUAUGCCUUUGGGAAAAUUCCCAUAUGGAUUACAAGGUGUCCUCAGGUUCCCUACAUGACUAUGUGCAAAGCAAGAGGAGUUACUGAUUUACAGGACUUCCUAUUAUGUAAAUCAUAGGAGGAUAGAUUGAUCUGGAUAUUUGUUCCACCUGACCUCUGACUGAUGGUUUGGAAAAUAAGCUUAAUUAGAAUCAUAUGACCAUUGAAAAAGAAAAAAUGUAAACCCUGACUUCUGUCCCACUGAAGGAUUAAUGAAAACCUUUACUAGCAUUUAGAGCUUUUCAGAACAAUGUCAUGUGUCUCAGCAGUGGGGACUGAAAGUAAGGCUUUUAAUUUUAGGAGCUUUUUUUUUUUUUUUUUUCCUAAAUGGUAUCGCCAAAAAUCAGAGUUAAAAUAUAUAUAGUUAGAUUCCAGCUUCCUUCUUCACUCCAAAUCUAGAAUCCAAACCCACUCUUCAUAUAUACUCCCAGAAUGAGGCUUACAUACCAAUCUCUUUGCAGUUGGCACAAUCUUGAUCAUUUCCUGAGGCUCUCAGGAGAGGAUCUAGAGCGGGAGAGGUAGAAAGUUGCAAACUGGGAAGGAUGAAGCCCUGAGGCCUUGAUCUAGAAAUCCGGGAAGAUUUGAAAACAAACUUCUCACAACUGAAGGAAGGCUGAAGGCUUCUGCAAGUCACUCAGUGACUUUAGGAUGAGCAAAACAUCAGGCCACUUCCUAAUGCCCUAUGUGUAUAAGCACCAGAAGCAAGGUCUCAGACUUAACAGACCCUUCUCUGUUCCAAGGUGAGUCUGAACCAAUAGAAAGCAAACAUGUACAGAUAUCCAAACAAGACUGCUCAUGCAAGUCAGGGCUGGCUGCCCGUCUUAGGCAGCAACAGCAGAGCUCCAGGGAGUUUAUUCAAUAUUUACUGAGACUUCGAAGACCCAGCAGAUGUUUAAUGAAGUCACUAUUUUGGCUCAAACCCUCCAUUUCUCCCCCUCUCCUGAAAAAGCAAACAGGUCAACACGCAAAUGAAAGAAACCCACAGAAGGGGAUGGGAAAUAAAGAAAAUUCUCUCAAGAUUUCUCCAGGCCCAUGUCGCUGGUUAGUGUGGUUUUUAUGUGUGUUAGGAUUGGGGAAUGUGAAGAAAUAAGUAUCCAGUACUUUAUAACCAAAGCAAUUAAAUGAUAUUGGGUAGGGAAUGUUGGCCAGUUUUGUUUAGUUUUGCAUCACAUUAUCCCCAGACUCACUAGCCCAAGUAAUCGGGUACCCGAAGAGGGAGGCAGAGAUGUGCAGAGUUGACCAGUGUGCGGAUGAUAACUACUGACGAAAGAGUCGUCGACUCAGUUAGUGGUUGGAUGUAGUCACAUUAGUUUGCCUCUCCCCAUCUUUGUCUCCCUGGCAAGGAGAAUAUUCGGGACAUGAUGCUGAGAGUACUGGGUAAACGUGGUGAGAAUGCAUGCGUGCAUAUGCUACUCAUAUGUGCUUCUCAGUUGCAGAAAAAGAACUGCUUUGGAGAUGAUCGGUAGAAAGAGUGUUAACCUAUUGGUGCUGAGUGGUAUGUGUGCUUAUACAAUUUGUUCUUGUAUUUUAAUAAACUUUGAAUUAAAGAAUAAAGCUA
Saimiri boliviensis boliviensis (Bolivian squirrel monkey) is the source of this 6073-nucleotide messenger RNA. NCBI's taxonomy places the organism in Eukaryota, Metazoa, Chordata, Mammalia, Primates, Cebidae. The record is from RefSeq and is a predicted model, not a curated record.